UGAGCUGGUUUGCGUGGCCAAACAAGGCGACCAAGGCGCAUUUGUCCUAACGGCCAGCCCUCCGUCGGAGUCUGUCGGAGGAACAGGGAGUGAGCAGCAAGAACUCGCCUUGGAGGGAGGCGACGCCAACGCCCGCGCUCCCGGCCAGGCGUGCGUGAGGAGGCCCAUCUCACCCAGGGCGCGUGGCGGAAGCCGUGGCGGCGAGCGCGCGCGUGUGCAUGUGCGCGUGCGCGUGGGGGCGCGGCGCGGAGAGAGGCGGCAGGGCCCAGCCCCGUCGCAGCAGCAGCAAUCCGGGGCGGCUCCUGCUCCAGCCAGGGACCGCCGCGCACCAGCCGCCGCGGUCGCCGCGCCCUCCCGCGUCUGCAGCCGGCUCGCCGUUCGGUCCGCCCAGACGACACUUCCCGGGUUCCCGGCCUCGGCUCCGCGCAGAGGAAGAGGAAAUGAGUGCGGCCGCCGCGCCGGCGCCCGAGCGGGGUUGGAAGAGCGAGAAAGUGGACGAGGCGCAGGCCCUGGCGCGGAGCUGCGCCGCCCGCAGACCCGACUUCCAGCCGUGCGACGGGCUCUCCAUCUGUGCCACUCACAGCCAUGGCAAGUGCUUCAAGCUGCACUGGUGCUGUCACCUAGGAUGGUGUCACUGCAAAUACGUGUACCAGCCCAUGACCCCUGUGGAACAGCUUCCAAGCACUGAGAUUCCUGCCAGGCCUCGGGAACCCACAAACACCAUUCAGAUCUCAGUCUCACUCACCGAACACUUUUUGAAAUUUGCAUCUGUCUUCCAGCCUCCCCUUCCCCCGGACUCCCCCAGGUACUGUAUGAUUUCAGACCUCUUCAUCGACAACUAUCAGGUUAAAUGCAUCAACGGGAAGAUGUGCUACGUGCAGAAGCAGCCAGCGCCACAUUCCCACAAGAUGAGCCCCGAGGAGGUCUCUGCACACGAUGCCUUAAUUUCAAAAGAGAGCAAUACGCCAAAAAUAGAUCACUGCUCUUCUCCCUCAAGUUCUGAGGACUCUGGGAUCAAUGCGAUUGGGGCUCACUAUGUGGAAUCAUGUGACGAGGACACAGAGGAAGGAGCAGAACUGAGUUCAGAGGAAGAUUACAGUCCCGAGAGCAGCUGGGAGCCGGAUGAGUGCACCCUGCUCUCCCCCUCGCAGUCUGAUCUGGAAGUGAUCGAGACCAUAGAGACCACCGUGUGAGUCCAGGCAGAUGCGCCCUCGGAGCCUUGCUGAGCUUUUGGGCUUUGGUCUGAUGGGUCCUUUUCCAGUGCUGUUCAUAUUUUCUACCCGACCCCACCAACCAUAGCAGUUCCGUGGUCUGCUGAUUAGUGUCACUCUUGAAUUAGUCUUUUAACUAAGACAUUCUUUUUAUUACAAACAGUUUUCUUUUGUACCUUGACUUACUUUCUAUGUAGCAUCUGGUGUCAUGGAUUGUGACCCAGCCUUAAUUUCACUGGGAACUGUGAAAGCAGUGAAAUGAUGAUCACAGAGUGUCACGGAUCGGAGGAGCUACCUAGAGCGCUGGUGACAGGAUUUUUGUAACAGCCGGUCCUUUGCAGAAUGACUCUUGGCAUCCUUUUGUCACGCAUGGCACCCCGUCCUGCUAGCCCCACCGGGCGAGCAGCUCAGCCAGGGGUGGCGUGGAGCGCACCCUGGUUCAUGUCAUUCCUCCCCUUUCCCCUGCUCCCCACCAUCUGCACUGGGUCUGGACCAGAGCCGCCUCUGCUUGGCCCCUGGUAAUGGCCAGUGUCUGCACAACCCAUCAUGACGGGGGCUGAGCUAGACCCUCAUGUGAGAAGAGAUGGCCUCAUCAGUUUCAUGGUCGCUCCAGCUUUAGCUGAGCACCUACGUGCUGCGAGGGGCUGUGGGGACACAGAACGAAGAAGACCUGAUUUCUCCAAUGAAAGGCCCACAUCCCAAUAAGGGACUUGAUACCAGCAGCUGGCGGUGUCCGGAGUGCUCUGGGAAUGCAGGGAAGGAGAGAUGGACAUGGCUUGGGGAAGGUGCUGCAGCAUUUGAGCUGGCUUUGGUGGGGUCUCAGCAUCUCCCUGCUUUCCUUAAUCGUUCUUCAAAACUGAGGAAAACACUUAGGAAGUUAUUUAGGUAUUGCACUUAGAAGGCAGCCACAUCUGACAUCUUAAGGAAAAAAAUCAAUAAUAGUUUUAGUUAGCAUGGAAAUGCUAAAAGACAGAAGUCCUUUAGGGAUUAGGAAUGAAUCUAAUAGGUUUGAUUAAUUCUGCUUCAUUUGGUUGUAUGAAGCAUUAGAAUGGCUUAGGUGAGAAAUGAAUUAGAAUUCAGUACGAUGCAUGGAUUUUUUUAUGCAAAUGCAAAAGCAGUUGAAAUAGUUCACUGCUAAGUCAGGAGAAAAUAUUUUGUGUAAUAUUCAUUUACUACACUAAUAUUUAUAGUCCAUUGUCUAUGUUCUUUUCUUUCACACACAAAAUAGUGAAUAAUUCUUUAUUUAGCUUUCUUCAGAAUUCUAUUCCUAAUCUCCGUUUUCUACCAGCUAGUCUCAUGAGUUGGUUAUCUGCCAUUUCUCCAAAUUUUCCGUGAGGCGUAGUUAAGAAUCCAGGAGCUUUCAAGUACUGCCUAAUGAAAUGAGAACCACCAACACUGCAGAGAGAGAAAUAAGCCGUAUAUCCAGCUCUCUGCGCGUGUGCUCCGGGGCAUUGUCUUGUGCCGUCCACAUCUUUCCUGUGUCGUUAGCGUUUUAGGAAAGCAGCAGCUGUGUUCUUCCCGAAUCCUCUAUUUGGUAUCCUUUAUAAACUCCUUGAGAAAGAAUCUGCUUUCCUAGUUGUAUGUAUAGUUCAAGUGAUUUACUAGACUUUUUGUUCAGUCUAGGUGCCCAGAACAUCUAGAGUUAAAGGCAGAGUGUGCAUUUUCCUUGGAAACCAGCACUAGUUAAAACUGCGUGUUGGACGAGGAUGCAGCAUGAAGUUUCCCCUUGGGGACGUGGAAUCAGUGAGGGAGACUGAGAGGUAGUACUGCAAGUUGCUCCAGGAGCUGCCGGGGGGGUGGGGGCCUGUGGGGCUUUCCCUGCUCUGCCCUCGCUGGCCAGGGGACCUGGGGACAUCUGAUGAGCCCUGCCUGCGCUUCUUGGUGCCUCUCUGGAGGGAGUGACCAGCCGAAGGCAGGCACGAAGGCAGUGCCAGCAAGGGCUCACCGGCUGCUGUGUACUCAGGGUUGGAUGGCACCCCAGGGCCCCAUCUAGGUGUGCCCUGGUGAGCACCCUGACUUUCCCCCAGGGGCGCAGGCAGUGGGGCUGCUUCUCUGCCCUGUUCCCCUCAGUUUUCUAUUAGGGACCCACAGCACAGAGAGAACUCACUGGAGUCAGCAACCAGGGCCCCAAAGCCAUGGAAAUGCACGGUCAAGCCCACGCUUCUGGAGCUUGGCUGUGCAUCAGGGUUGGGCCUUUUAUCAGUAAUAUCUACGACUUUUGUUCAGGUUCCUGUUUUUUAAACUCCUUUACUGCCAUUUAAAAGAUCAGCCACAAUUUUAAUGGAAUUUUUGGAUUUGAUAAUGGUUGAUAAUCACUUUAAACAUUUGCACAGUCUCUUUAUAAUGAAAAACUCACUAGGCGGCACUUACUAUUUUAUAGAAUUGGAGAUGUUCCCAUUGGAUUCUAAAUAUCAGAUACUCCUGGAUCUCAAAAGUCUUUUCUAAAUAAGCACAAACAAGAAUUUCUGUGGUCCUAGCGCUGUUAUUACUAAUAAUUAUCUGAAAUACGAUUGACCUGCGAUUGUUUCUUUAUGCUUGCAUUCUGAAACCAACUGAGAAGGAUAUGAAAAUGUGUAGUUUCAACUUAAAAUCUAGGUCUCUUCUGUUCUAUAGAAUAUGAAAGAAUUUCUCUGUAAUCCUGAUAUUAUAUUGCUAAUUUGCAUAAGCAUAUUUGUAGGCACUUUAGAAAAUAUUUAGACUGCAAUAUGUAGUAUAGGCAUUAAGCACAGUCAUGUUAAAAUAGACUUUUGAUUAAUACUUGUACAAAAAAAUAUGAAACCUUUAUCACUUGGACCUCUCUUGGAGCAGGGCUGGGCCGUGUGGGUGGAUAAACUGCUUUCUUGGGGUUUUUGGAAACCUGGCACCAUUCCCACUUUAGAAAGCUGGUAUAAAGGCUUUUAGGUAGAAGCUUAAUUUCACUGAAUGUGGAAUUUAGCUUUCUUAUCUAACCAGGAUUUUAGAAUUUAAAUUUCAAAUAUGCUUAUAACUUUUCUGAGAAAUGACAAACAAUUAAAAUGUUUUUGUGGUUAUAACUGUUUGGUACAUUAAAAAAUAAGGCUUUAUUAUCAAAUUCAGGUAUUUUUUACCUUGUAAUUUUUUAAGGUAUAAAUUGAAAAUUUGAGGACAACCCUGUGGACAAAGAGUUGCCUUUCUGGAAGACUUGCAGUUCAGAGGAAUACAAAACCAUGAAGUCAUUUCCUGAUUUGAUCUAGGAUUUGUUUGUCUAUUGGAAGUGGUAGUUUUAUUUCUUAAUCUCCACUUCUUGGUCUGUUUGAAACAUCACAGUUCUUCUGGGACUGAUCAUAUAAACGCUUUUGCAAAUUUAAUUCUCUGUUUGGGGAAUAGGAUGCUACCAGAUACUUGAGGAAGCUGUCAAAAUACCCAGAUAAAUUUGGCAGUAUGGAUACUACUAGGGAAGAAAAAAAGCACAAGUUGAAGGAAUAUUUAUAUCAUCACUUCUUAAUUACUCCCACAUCCUGUUUGUAAAAUUUUAUCAUGUUUUGGCUUUUCACAGGAGGAAAACAGUUUAGCCAUUUUCUUUCCUACCCCCUUGUCCAGAGGAGGUAUGAACCAGAAAGGACGUGGCCAGUUUUGCUUUGGCCUUUGGUAGUGUGUGACCUCCUUCCAUCCAGGGGGAGGAAGGGGGGCAGGUAAGUGCCACUCACCUGAUCGGUGCUGCGUAUUCCAGGGAUGUCAGUUUUGCUCAAAUCCCAACAUAAGUACAAGGGCAUUUCUCAAAACGAAUUUGAAUUCACCAUUUAAAAAUUUUGUCACGGCUGUGGGAACUGAGUGUCUAUGACGACUGAGCGUUGGUCAUGCUGGGAAAGGGCCCUCCCGCACAGUCUGCGGGGAGCUGUUCUGUGAGGACGGCUGCAGCUGAAAGCCCAGGGCUGCUGGUUUCUUGAGCUCCGUGUUGUGUUCACACACUGCUUAAGGCUGUUCAUACCUGGCGAUGUUCACUUACCGUGCUGUUUUUUAAACUUGUCUAUUUUAAAGUUUUAAGCACAAUGUUGACUCUUCUGUAACUUCCUAAAAUUACAUUGUUUUCCUAAGACAGCUCAACUUUCCUUUUGUGUGUAAUACUUUAGGAAAAUACUGCCUUGUGAAAUAAACAUGAUUUUUUCUUCUUUUGUACCAGA
This is a messenger RNA of Sciurus carolinensis (gray squirrel), 5350 nucleotides long. Its product is annotated as UPF0524 protein C3orf70 homolog. NCBI's taxonomy places the organism in Eukaryota, Metazoa, Chordata, Mammalia, Rodentia, Sciuridae. Bases 219 to 1193 code for a protein of 324 amino acids. The record is from RefSeq and is a predicted model, not a curated record. The transcript has 2 exons.